Messenger RNA from Paramecium sonneborni, 1474 nucleotides. The record is from the annotation of a GenBank genome assembly. Lineage: Eukaryota; Ciliophora; Oligohymenophorea; Peniculida; Parameciidae.
UAUCAUGUCCGAAAUUGAAGAAUUAACAAAAUAAAAGUAAGCAUUAGAGGGUUAGUAAGGAAUUCUUGAGAAUUGGAUCAAGUUAAAGAAAAAUUUAUAACAAAAGUUCAAGAAUCCAUCAGAAGCAUUUAAAGGUCUGGUGAAAGAGAACGCACGAGAAUUGUAGAUAUAAGAUUUUGAUGAUUUUGCUAAAGGUCUAAAUUUGUAAAAUACUUUAUAAUAAUAGAAAUGAUAUAUUUAAGGAUUAAAAUUUAAAUGAGGAAACUUUUACAAAGAUUUGGGAAUAAUGGGAAUUUAAUUAUAAAUCUAAUAAACAUAAAUUAUAGAUGAUAGAUGAAAAAUUAGAAGUCUUAAUAAUUUUGGAAGAUAAAGAUAUUAAGAUGUUUAAAGGAGAUCCUCAAAAGAAAAAGUUAAUAGUAUCUUAAAUUUAAGGAUGUGAAAAUCUCGAAGAUUUAUAUAAAAAGUUAGGUGAAAUGGUAUAAAAUAACACUGAUUAAAAAUAAAAAGGUGAAGUAGUUUCAAAUGAGAAUGAUGUAUUUUCUUAAUUUUUGGCAAAAAAAAGUCAAAUAUAAUUUAAUGAACUUUCAAUAAGUAAAAUGUAAACCAAAUUGGCAGAUAUUCCAUAAUCAUAAAUAGAUGAAUCAGAUAGUGCAUAAAAAUAAAAACCUGAAUAACCAUUAGUAGAAAGUUAAAUUAUAGUAAUAGGUAAAGUAACAUUACCUAAAAAAAGUUAUUUAGAUUAAUAGCAUACUAUAAUACAUAGAAGAGGAAAUACUUAAACAAAUUUAUCAAGAACAUUCAUUUAUGAUUAAACUAAUAUAAAAAUAUUAUCUCCUAAACUUACACGUCCAAAAGAAUAAUUAAGAAGUCCUAAUAACUAUUAAAAACCUUCCAAUUUUGAUGAUAAUGAUCAAAUUAAAAGAUUAUAAAAAACUAAGAGAUUAAAAGGAGAUUUAUAACAUUAUAUUGGGGAAUUAUUUCAUUGUGAUCAUCAUUUGAAAAAUCCAUAUGAAGUAUAAUAGAAAGGCUUACAAGGCUUUAAUUGUAAAAAGAAUCUGAAGACAGUUUAACAUAGGAUUGAUUUAAAGCCUACUGAAUCUAUUGAAUCAUAAAAUAUUCAAAAAAGAGUUUAAAAUAUAAGGUAUAUUUGAAAAUAUCUAAGAAAUAAAUUAGAUGAAUAUUCUAAUAAAAGAACUAGAAGAUAUUCUCCUUAAAAACCUUAUCCCUCUGGAGGUAUUUUGAUUAAAAAUGAUACCACUCCUGAAAGAAGAUAUUCUCAAAGAAGAUCUAGUCCAUAUACACCAGGAAAUGUACAUAGAUUAAAUGUUGACAGAUUAAAAUAAGAGAAGGAAGCAAGUUAAUAAUAAAAUUCAGAUAAAAAACAUACAUAAGAGUAUUUAUUAUUUAUCCUAUUAAAUAUAGUGAAAUUCCAUACAAAGAAUAUGAUAGAUAAAAAGCUUUUGUUUCAGAUUGA